GGGAUUUCCAAACCACUUUACAUUUAAAUGGGAAUCCCAUUAAGUAAUAAUCCUUUAUUUCCUAUUAGUAGAGAGUCUGAUUUUAGUAUUUACAACUUCAUGUGGAAAUGAAGACCAUCAAUUUUAAUAUCGGGAACAUGCAAUUGUACAAAUUUCAGAACUUAAGCGCAUCAGGAAGCAAAGGAAAAAUCGAUUACAAAAUUCUGUCUUUACAAUCAUGAAACAAUUCGAGUAAAAUAAGUGUUUGAUUACAGAUGAAUAUCUUAGAAACUGGAUCAUUUCAAGUAGAAGACUAUAGCAUCUUUGAAUGAUUUAUCAUCGGCAUGUAAGCUGGAGAAGCGACAAUUCGGUAGCUAUAUGACGAAGGGGAGCGACGGUUAAGAGGUUAAAACAUGGUAGGCAGAAUACAUGGAAUUCAGUGUAGCAUUCUGCCCCAAAAGUACGAAGAAAACUUAAGAAGCUAGCUACCAUAGAACCCACCAGCUAGUUGGUCCUACUCAGGAUUUAUCGCUGCAUUAUUCUUCUGAAGGAUGAAGGCAAAUGGACGUUUCGGUUAGCUUCUCUACCCUUCCAAAUCACCUGCCGGAAUUUCAGAGAUUAUUAAACAUGACCGAGCUGGCUAAAACAGUGACUGGAUUUCUGGCUGUAUUUUAUUACUGGAUAGAGAGUAUUGUUUUGUUUUUCGUUCCUGUUAGACUAAAGGCGAAGGACAUAAGUGGUGAACUAGUUUUGGUGACUGGAGCAGGUAGUGGCUUAGGACGUAGCACGGCGCUAAAGUUUGCUGAAAAAGGCUGUAAUUUGGUGUUAUGGGACAUCAGUACCAAAGGCAAUGAAGAAACUGCCGCUAUGAUAAGAGAAAAAGGUGUCAAAGCCUACACAUACGAAGUGGAUGUAACGAGCAGCGAAGCCGUUUAUGAAGUUGCUGCUAAAGUAAAAAAAGAUGCUGGUAUUGUGACCAUUGUUGUCAACAAUGCUGGGAUUGUAGCCGGUAAAUCCAUCCUUGAUCUCGAAGAAAAGUCAAUCCGUAAAGUUUUUGACGUCAAUGUUUUAGCACAUUUUUGGGUUAUCAAAGCUUUCCUCCCUGAUAUGUUGGAAAAGGAUCAUGGACAUUUGGUAACUAUCUCUAGUCUAGCUGGUCUAGGUGGCAGUGCCAGAUUAACAGAUUAUUGCGCUUCCAAAUUUGCGGCCCACGGGCUCAUGGAUGCUCUUCAAGUUGAAUUACAUGCUGAAGGUCGAAAGAACAUUCAUACCACUGUUAUUUGUCCUUUUUUCAUCAAUACUGGAAUGUUCAACGGAGCAACAACAAGGAUCUUCAGUAAUUUAGAACCUGAUUUUGUAGCAGAAGAAGUUAUAACUUCAGUUAUGUGUAACAAGUCUCUGGUUUUAAUUCCACGAUUUUUUCAUAUUUUAUAUCAAUUAAAAAUAUUGAUGCCAGCUCGAUCUGUCUUGGCUCUUCAUGAUGCAACAGGGGGUACUGACUCAAUGGCUAAGUUCACAGGAAGAAAUUCUAAAAAAGUGCAAUGAACAUAAGUAAUCUGGAAGACCUUAUUUUUUAAUGUACAAAUGUUUUUAAUAAAAAAACCAUAUGCUA
This is a messenger RNA of Argiope bruennichi, 1591 nucleotides long. Its product is annotated as short-chain dehydrogenase/reductase family 16C member 6-like. Lineage: Eukaryota; Metazoa; Arthropoda; Arachnida; Araneae; Araneidae. Gene Ontology annotation, molecular function: oxidoreductase activity, acting on the CH-OH group of donors, NAD or NADP as acceptor. The record is from RefSeq and is a predicted model, not a curated record. Bases 541 to 1524 code for a protein of 327 amino acids. Gene Ontology annotation, cellular component: lipid droplet. The transcript is spliced from 8 exons.